Messenger RNA from Paramecium octaurelia, 1311 nucleotides. The record is from the annotation of a GenBank genome assembly. Lineage: Eukaryota; Ciliophora; Oligohymenophorea; Peniculida; Parameciidae.
AUGAAAUUUGUAUAUACAUUCAUUCUAUACCUAGCUGUAGUGCAAUGUAGUAAUUCUUUUACAUUUCAAAUAAAUUCUGGAGAUUUAAGUAGAACAACUUUGGAAUUCUUUGCUAAUCACCCAGUUUAUUAAUUGAGUCUCAGAUGCGAUGUAAUUAAUAAUUUACAAUACUAAGGGCUACUAAUCUGACCUUUGGUUAGCAUACAACUACACUAAUUUGGUUGUAACUCCAUCACAAAGAUAACAGUAUAAAUGUUCUGAUAAGAACUUCACUAUUACUUUAUCGAAUGAUUUUACAGAUGAAUAUGCUACUAUCUAAGUCAACAAUUACAACAACUCUAUGAGAAUUCAAAGUUAUGAUUUCUUAACUAAUACCUAAUCUUCAUAUAAGACUGCUUUGACUGUUAAUAAAGCAACCACUUAAGGCCUCUACUACACUUUGAAUGACUUCAGUUUGUAGGUAUCUUAUCCAUCUACUGUGUAUGUUGAAAUUCUGAAAUGCCCAACUUCUAGAUCCAAAAUUGAAGCUAAGACAUAUGAUUAGUUUGGGCUAUAUAGAAAUUUAUCAGGAACUAACAACAAUAAAUUCUUCUAUGAUGUUUUUAAUACAACCAACGGAAGUUUUUACUAUAGAUUAGAAUAAAUGAAUUACGAAUCCCCUGAUGUUUUUAUUAAAGUAAAUAAUUAAUCUACAAAAUUAGUACCAAAGAGCAUAAUUAUAGGAUUUAAAGGAAAUAAAUACUUAUAUUACAAAUUACUAUCUAACACCUUCUGCUGAAGUAAAAGGGGAUAAAAUAUUUAUCAGGUUUCCAGCUUUUUAAGUCUAGAAUUAUGAAUAAAUUGAACUUCGUGUAACAGUUGGUUAUGAUGGUUCAGAGUAAAGGGAGAUAAUUUGUGCUUAUGGAGAUACUGAUAUUUGGAGGCAAUACAAUUCCUAUUAUACAAGCACAUACAAUGUAUCAUAUAGCACGUAUGGAAUCAAUGAAUUGGUUACAGAUUUUCCAGGCUACACGUAAGGAAAGUACAAUAUUCGAACGACUGCUAUAAUCAAUUUUGGAACCAUUAAAUAAACUAUUCCAUUGCAAACCAUUUCAGUUUAUAGAAAUUUAUAUGCACCAGCUGGAUCAUUAUUGGUUCAUAUUUUGGCUCCAAUAAUAAUUUCUGUCUUAGCUUUGUUUGGAUUGAUCGUCGGAGGUUGUAAAUAUAAGAAGAAGAAGGAUCUGUAUUUAUAAGAAUAAUAAUUGGCAUAAUUGCAACAGCAACAUUAAAUACAGAAUCCUUAUAUAGGUAUCUAAUGAAGACAUAUUUGAG